AUGGCCUAAACUUUUUUCCCCUAUCCCAUCCAUUAACCUAGCAACCCGAAUUUCUUCCUAAUGUUGUAUUGUUGUCGUAGUCACUUCCAAAUUCAGAAGCUAGGGAUCCCUCCAAAUAUUAAUAGUUUGCCCACCAUCCACCCUUGAGCAAAAACAAGCAUUGAUAACCCCUCCAUACCUCUCAAUUCUCAAAUGCUUCUCUACUCUGCUAGCUAUAAGAACUCGUAGCAUACAAUAUCUAAUUUGAAUGAUACUCGCAAGUGAAUGAGGUUAUGUAACAAGUGGCCACUUAGAAUAGCAAGUUUCCAGAUUCUCAUCGCUCUUGCUCUUUGCCUUGUAAAUUAAAAUUCAAUCCACCCUUUCUUUCCACUGUGGCUCCGUUCCAUUUCUCAUGUUACUGAAUCCUCCCCAUGUCGGCUCGAAAGAGAAGGAAAUUUUCACCGGCAAACAAAAGAUAUGAGGUUUGAGGAGGGUUUUGAUCUACGAUCGAGUGGAAGAAUUCUCACUGCUCUGAAGCACAGACGGAUCAAUGUUGUGUAAAGGGUCACUCAUAUUUCCCCUUUUAGCUACUUUGCUUCUCUUCUCCUCUUUAUAUCCCGUAUCAUCUCAGGCAAAAGAUGGGAAGCCCAAUUCAGGUGAAAUUCAUAGUGAUGAUAUUGUGGUUUUGGGAGAGGAAAGAAGGAUUCUUGCUGAAAGUCCCAGUGGUGAGCAGCCAUUGAACUCAUCAUCACUCAUCUUAGCUGCGAAAAGGACAUACAGGAAAGACCCUCUCAAUGAUUUCCAGAAAUACACGGGUGGCUGGAACAUUAGUAACCGCCAUUACUGGGCUUCUGUGGGGUUUACUGCUGUUCCAUUCUUUGUAGCUGCUCUUAUAUGGUUUGCAGUCUUUGGGCUAAGCUUGUUGUUCAUUUGUGUAUGCUACUGCUGCUGUGCAAGGGAACCUUAUGGAUAUUCCCGAUUAGCAUAUGCUCUCUCUCUGAUCUUCCUCAUUCUCUUUACUAUUGCUGCAGUAGUUGGCUGCAUUAUUCUGUACGUUGGACAGGGAAAAUUUCAUAGCAGUACAAUAAAUACUUUGGACUAUGUAGUUCACCAGGCAAAUACAACAGCAGAUACUCUCAGGGAUGUCUCAGGUUAUCUGGCAGCAGCCAAACAGGUCUCAGUGGCUCAAUUUCUUCUUCCUGGUAAUGUGAAAAGUGAUAUCGAUGACAUCCUGACCAAGAUCAACUCUUCCUCGAGUGAACUUGCUAGUAAAACUUCAGAAAACAAAGAUGAUAUAGACAACCUGAUAGAGUCUGUGAGAGUGGCUCUUAUUGUUCUAUCUGCUAUUAUGCUCCUUUUAACAUUUCUUGGAUUCGUGUUUUCUAUAUUCGGGAUGCAGUUUCUUGUGUACAUCUUGGUGGUCAUUGGAUGGAUUCUUAUAACUGCGACUUUCAUUUUAUGUGGCAUAUUUCUUCUUCUUCACAAUGUGACAGCAGAUUCUUGCGUGGCAAUGAAUCAGUGGGUCCAAAACCCAACGGCUCAUACAGCUUUGGAUGACAUACUGCCAUGUGUGGACAACGCCACUGCACAAGAAACUUUGAAGAAGAGCAAGGAAGUUACAUACCAACUCUCUGAUGUCAAUAACAAAUUCAUCACCACUGUCUCAAACAAUAACCUUCCUCCCAACUCUGGUCCUCUUUACUUCAACCAAUCCGGACCUCAGGUUCCAAUCCUUUGCAAUCCGUUUCAUGCUGACCUAACGGAUCGGGCAUGUGCUCUUGGAGAAGUGCACUUGAGCAGAGCGACAAAGGUCUGGAGUAACUAUGUAUGCAAAGUUUCCUCUAGUGGCAUAUGCAUCACAACGGGUCGUCUGACACCCAUGAUUUACUCCCAAAUGGCUGCUGCUGUGAAUGUAAGCUUCGGGCUGUACCAUUACGGCCAGUUCCUUACCGAUCUCCAAAACUGUGAUUUUGUGAGAGUCACUUUCAACGAAAUACACACAUCACACUGUCCUGGUCUACGUCGCUACAGCGAGUGGGUCUAUAGUGGGUUAGUUGUGGUUGCUGUUGCAGUAAUGCUCUCUCUUACAUUCUGGGUCGUCUAUGGGAGAGAGAGGCGCCACCGGAGAUACACUAAAACGCAUAUGCUGAAACAGCCCGGGGAAGAGUAAGAGGGGGGCCUGUAUUACAAAUGCUUUCACGUCUCAUUGGGGGACACAACUCUUAUCAUUUUUCAUGUGUGAUAUUGUGUGCAUACUCGGAACAGGAUGUUUUUCGAGCUGCUGGUCUAUUGUGUGUAAAGUAGGGGUGUCAAGAGAAUCAACUUGACCACGGGACUAAUGGGAGAGGCGGCACCACAUCUAUACUAAACCACACUGGAUUUUAUUUCUGUAUCAUAUUUUUGUUUCUGCAUAUUGGGAAGUUUUUAUGCAAAUGUAUGUCCGUACUCCGUAUGGC
Molecule: messenger RNA, 2435 nt
Organism: Cuscuta epithymum
Lineage: Eukaryota; Viridiplantae; Streptophyta; Magnoliopsida; Solanales; Convolvulaceae
Source: the annotation of a GenBank genome assembly